Melozone crissalis (California towhee) is the source of this 771-nucleotide messenger RNA. Its product is annotated as translation initiation factor IF-2-like. The transcript has a single exon. The coding region runs from base 1 to 771 and encodes 256 amino acids. The record is from RefSeq and is a predicted model, not a curated record. NCBI's taxonomy places the organism in Eukaryota, Metazoa, Chordata, Aves, Passeriformes, Passerellidae.
AUGACCGCAGUUGUUGCCGCUGUCGCUCUCAUGGUUGGGGGGCUCUGUCGCCGAUCCCCGAGGAGGGAGCCGGGAGCGGCAGGAGCCUGGCCGCGACUCGCAGCGCUGCAGCCGCCCGCUGUCACGGCUGUCACGGCUGCCACCUCCGCCACCCUCCCUGGGCCACAGCGGUGCGUGGGAGCUCCCGGCGGGACAAUCCCCGGGGAAAGCCCCGCGGCUGCCGGGGCUGCGGGAGAGGGCGCGGGCAGGCAGGACCAGCAAUGUGCUCGCUCUGGAGAAGCUGGCGGCGGCGCAGCGGCUUCAGGGGUGCCCCCGGGUGCCACCGCAGAGCCGGCAGCCCCGGCGGGGCUGGGGCCGCUCCGCCGCCCCGUGUCCGCGCCAGGCCAGCCAUGUCCGCGCAGCUCCGGCAGCGCUCAGCGGGGGCCGGGCACGGCCCGAGCUGGCACGGCCCAGCCCAGCCCGGCCCGUUUCGGCCCUGCCCAGCGCAGCUGCCCCGGCUCGGCCCGGGUACCCCUGGCAGGGCAGGUCCGGCCCCGCUCGUCCCUCAGGGCCGCCCCUCCUGCCGGGAUGUGCCCGGCGCUGCCCCCCCGCCCCGCUCCCCACAAAGGGCGCUGGUGGCGAGGAAAGCGCGUUCUCCCCGAGCUUAGCUCCCUUUGGGCGCUGCACGGAGUGAAUGCAACUUCAGCCGCCGCUGCCGCUUCCAUCGCUGCCCUUCCUUCCUUCCCUCCCCCCGCCUCCCCUUCUCGCCUGAAAAGAGCAAACUUGCGCUGA